Bipolaris victoriae FI3 is the source of this 1044-nucleotide messenger RNA. RefSeq lists its product as hypothetical. Lineage: Eukaryota; Fungi; Ascomycota; Dothideomycetes; Pleosporales; Pleosporaceae. The record is from RefSeq and is a predicted model, not a curated record. The transcript has a single exon. The coding region runs from base 1 to 1044 and encodes 347 amino acids.
AUGAACUACGAUCCGGUCACUCCUCGUGCAUCACCAGUGCCCAAAGCUCCCCCUUGCAACUCCAAGGUCGAGUUGAAGGCGGAAAAUUCGUAUCGCGAACAUAUUGAGCCUUCCGACACCGAUCCUUAUGCUUUCCUGAAGUCCUUCGACACUAUCUUCAUUGAUGACAGCGGAUCAAUGUCGGGUCGCUCGUGGCAAGAGACCAGGAAGGCUCUAGAGAAUAUUACUCCAAUCUGCACCCAAGACGACGGAGAUGGCAUCGACCUCUACUUCCUGAACCAUACUGCCUCCACCAAGCCAAUCAACACCAUCGUCACUACCGAUGGUGAACCAACCGAUGAUAUGGAGGCUCACAUCGUCGGGGCAGCAAAGAAGCCGGAUGAUUUAGAAGCGUCCGCAUGGCAAGGGGGGACUCAGUUCCAGGUUGGCAAGGAGGAGCAUAUGCGUGCAGCCAUCAAGCAGCUAUACGACAGACUUGUGAAGCUCUCUGGCGAUGAGAAGAUCGUCAUGCCCUACCUCCCGAAAGCAUCAUCGGCGCGAUACAGAGCAUUCCCCAAUACAGCCCCGAAAGGCUGUGACCGCUCCCGUACGGUAUCCCGCACCCAAUUGCUCCGUAUCAACCCCGCAGCACUCACUUUCCUCACUAUAUUUGCCCAGUUGUCGAUCAUUCAAGCCGCCCCUCAACAUAUAUCAACAACAUGGGGCAUACCUAUCUUCAAUACACUCGGUGUAGGAACAGGCCUGGCGAUCUCGGUCUUUGACGACGAGGCAAAUACCCAUCCCGUCUUGUACUGGAUUGUAUACGGUUUCUGGAGUGUAUCUGCGUUACUGGUCGUCGCCUUCACUACCUUUUCCAUCAAGAAGAGCUCUCGAUUGCGCUAUUUUUGCACCUUCGUCCUCGUAGAAUUUAUCCUCCUGACCAUGAUCGCAGUGUCAUCGAUUGGUGAUCAGGGGUUCGUAACAAAGCAUCUAAGGGAGUGGACGCCUUUAGCAACGGUCGCCAUUGCUGGUGCUUUGACGGUAGGGUUCAAGAGGGUGGCCUGA